CCAACAGAUAUGUUUGUAACAUUUGAGUGUGUGUGGACAGGCCCCUCCCCUUUUAGACUAACAUGUACAGUAAUGAUUAUAAAUUUACAGCAUUUAUUUGUUUAAUGAUUAAAACCCCUCCCCCCUGUUCUGUUAUCAUCCUCCAAUUUUCUUAACCCCCCCCCCCUUUCCUCCCCACUUUAUUUGUGCUCUCCCCUACCCCUCUCUAACAUCCCUCUGUCCUCUUCUUCUUCUCUUUCCAGUCCAACAAAGGAUACAAGUGUAACUAAAAUGAAAGCCAAAAUUACAAAAGGGGUUUAUACAAAUAUACACCUGGUGUGUCAGAAGAUCUAUAACCCCCUGUUGUUACAGUAAAAUAUGUCUAACAUAAGAGUCAUUUAGCUUUUAUCUGUUUGCAAGUUAAGUAAAGAAAAAACCUCUGUGCUCAUUGUGCGCCAUGCAAAAUGCGAUUGCUACCUCUCGAUUACAAAUGCUGCAUUGAGGCCACCUGCUGAAUUCACUGAAAAACUUGUAUUUGUUGCAGCGCAUUGGAAUUUUGGAAUAUGUGACCAUAGUUGGAAUAAUUUUAUGGCAACCCGACGAUUUUUAUCUGAAAGUUGAUAUUGGUCAAUUAGUGACUGGACACAUUUUGAGAUUGUGUGUCCAGUGACAGCAUCUCACUGCUGCCAACAUUCAUGACCAUGCCAACAAUAAAAAAAAAAUGUGUGGAGGCAGUUGUUUUUGUAUUUUGUAGCAUUAGUUGGAUUAUAAAAUGGGCAGCAGACAGACUUCUAAUUGGCAGUACUUCGGUUUCCAGAUGCUCAAGACAAGAAAAAUUAACAACUUUUUGGAUUUUUGUCGAUAGAUUUAAGUUUUCAUGGACAAACUCAUACUCUUCAAGUCAUUCACAAAUUCAUGUUCCUACAUGCUUUUAAAGUGAACUAAACAGAAAGUAGAGCGAGAGAGAUUAAUCACCAAAAAGCAUUGUUGCACUACAGAAAUAAUUUAUAGUUUGACCAUUCUCCCUGGAAACUUCCCACAGAUGUUCUUUAACACAUUUUUUUUUUGCAAAGUGACCGCAGUAAUACCCAAUCCUGAGAGCCUCCUCUGCACCUCUCAGUCAUUAACGGGCUGGGGCUGAAGCCAGGGGUGUACUCUUUCCCAGUGUCGAAGAAAACAUUCUUGGGUGAGCUUUUCAUUUUGAAAAAAAAAGGAAAAGGAAAGCCUGAGGGAGAUGACUUCACGUUUCUCACAAACCAGCCCACUCCAGAGAGGAGACGCAGAGAGCAGAAGACCUGCAAGUCAGUCUAACUGAGGUUUUCUUCGUUUGAACUAUCCGCAAAGAGAAUUCUUGCUUUAAAAACUUGUAUUUUCCGUCAAGAUGCACCAGUUAUUCCUGGCUCUUUUUAUCCACGUUUGUGUUCAAAACUUGGCAGCAGGUAAGACUUUUUCCUGUUUCUGUGAAAAAAGUACAUUCACAGUUCUAAAAAAAAAAAAAAAAUACCAGAAACAUAUAUUUAAUCAUGCAUGGUUGGACUUUCUCUAAAUAUUUGGCAAACCAUUUUUCUGUAACUCAACACUGUCCCCCACUAUUUUAUGGUUGUGUUAUUCUUUUUAAUAGACUCUACUCUGCAAACCAGACAAUUGGUGAAUGAAAUUCAUUAUAAGUUUGUACCUAAACACAUGCAGUGGAGUAAAGCAAGAAGCGUGUGUGAGCAACACUAUGGUUCCUUAGUUUCAGUCUCCAACCAAACAGAGACCCAAGAGCUCGCUAGAGUUCUAAACUAUUUUAACAUCUCUCAGAAGGUCUGGAUUGCCAACAAAAAUUUAACAGAAGACUUCUCACUGUCUGUGACACCAGUGGAGGAUUCAUCUUUGAACACAAGUUUGUUGGAGAUCAAAAGCUUUUCCGUUUUCAACAUCUCAUCCAAGGAACUCUGUGGCAUCUUUGACCCAGUGAAGGAGACCGUCACCUUUGGUGACUGCAUGGAGCACAGAGGAGCUGUCUGUCAGCGCAAAAAAACAUUGGAUGAUUUUUUAAAACCUCCGUUCAUCAAAACGUUUUACAAGGAUCUUCAGAUCAAAGAGGUGAUGGAAUGGACACAUUUCAAUUCUUCCUGGAACGGUGAUUUGACCUUGCUCCAGCAGCUGACCCAGGCUGUCCUAGAUUCAGAGGAAAGUAGCCCCCCUCUCCUGAGCCCCAGUGAUGUCCUAGCCCUCUCUCAGACGAUCGAUGUGACAGCUUCCAGCUCAGAUUUUACUGGAGCUGAAGCAGCAGAGGUCUUGGUGUCAAUUACAACCAACUAUGUAAAUGCUGCAAGUUGGAUGCUGGAGCCACGCAUGGUAGCACAGUGGAUGGGCCCAACAGCAGACGGGGUCAACGUUGGACCGUUUACCAUUGUCAAGAGCAUUGAUAGUCUCACUAAAGCCCUAGCAGACACACUGUCUGCACAGCAAAGAGGUUUCUCCCUUUCUACCAAGAACAUCGAAGUGUAUAUAAAAUGGCAGAAAUUGUCUGAGACAAACUCAGAUCAAGUUUUUAAUCCAUCUUCUGUUGGCUCUCACCAUCCUGAAACCGGCCGCCAUGAUGUGUUGCUUAUCCCGGAUAAUGAACUCAAGAGGAUACACGCGCUAGGAAGUGAGGAGGUGAUGUUUAUUCACACACACUACAGCCGUUUUGCUGAGAUUUUUAGCAGAGCAGAGGAGCCUGAUCCGCAUCAACAGGAAAAAAUAGAUAAAAGUGCUUUUCCAGGUCACCUGAGCUCUGCCGUGAUAUCAGCCGCCGUCCGUGACUCUUCAAAGGGUCAAACAAUCCCUGUAGCUGUCCAGUACAUCCUUUCUUCACAUGUGGUGGAGAGUUCCCAAAGAUUUACCCCUAAUUGUGCCUUUUGGAAUUUCAGCCAGAUGCAUGGUGGCGGCUGGUCCAGUCAGGGAUGUUCUGUGCUAUUCAGUGGUUCCAAUGUUGUUGCCUGUCAGUGCAACCACACCACCAACUUUGCUGUGUUGAUGAAUUACAUGGACACUGAGUGGAAUCCUGAAGAAGAGCUUGUUUUGAGCAAGCUCACGUUCAUCGGCUGUGGAGCGUCUUUGUGCGCGUUGGUGGUGACCUUGAUGCUGUUCACUGUGCUGGACAUCCCCAAGUCAGAUAGGACAUCCAUCCAUAAGAACCUGUUUGUGGCUCUGAUCUGUGCGCAGGUGAUUCUGCUCUGCAGUGGCUCAGCCAUCCACAGCAAGGUGGCUUGCACUUUGGUAGCGGCAUUACUCCAUCUAUUCUUCUUGGCGGCUUUCAGUUGGAUGCUGGUGGAGGGUCUUCUGCUGUGGAGCAAGGUGGUGGCGGUGAACCUAAAUGAGGACCGUCACAUGAAGUACUACUAUCUUAUUGGCUGGGGUCUUCCGGUUCUGAUAGUCACCAUAACUCUAGCAUCCGCUUCAGGAAAAUAUGCUGCUGAUGACUACUGCUGGCUCAGCGUUCAGAAUGGCAUCAUCUGGGGCUUUGCAGGUCCUGUCAUCUUCAUCAUCAUGGUGAAUGCCUUAGUCUUGACCAGAGUGGUGAUCAUCACCAUCUCCACUGCAAAGAGAAGGUCCAUCAUGCUGGCCCUGGAAACCAGUCCUGUGAAGCAAGCUUAUGAGCAAAUCAGAGGUGCAGUAAAGGCAGUUUUGGUGCUGCUUCCAAUCCUCGGUCUGACCUGGCUGUGUGGCGUGUUGGUACCGCUCUCCAUCGUCAUGGCCUAUAUCUUCAUCCUCCUCAAUUCUCUUCAGGGUCUGUUCAUCUUUCUGAUAUAUGGGGUGUACAACACAGAGGUUCGAAGCACGGUCAACAGGAUGAAGGAGAGAAGAAAGGCGCUUAAUUUUUCUAACUGUGCCAGCUCUCGUCCUUCCAGCUCAGUGACCAACUCUCGUCCCGUCAGUUUUCCUCUUGGAACUACUCCAACCCAGGAAGAGGAGACCUACCCAAGCUCGGUAACAGAGGAAAACAAGAGCAAAGGUGAGCCAGAGAGACCAGAAGAGUCCUGGUGCCAAAUCCCUUGAGAUACACAUGUGAAAAGAAAGGCAUCCUCUCCACGACCCAGAGAAAUGAACCGUGAUCUCACAUAUGGUGGAUGUAAAUCUUUAAAUGCACCUCAAGAAGGAAGGACAUGUUAUGAAGAGGCCGUGGCCAUAUUGGUGUUUUAGUAUGCAUAAUGACCAAAGUUAGCAUCUGUAUACUAACAAAAUGUAACUCAAUGUUUGUCAUAAGGAAGAGUGAAGUGCAACGGUAUGAUUCAGCAAAGGAAUGUUUAGAUAUGAAAUGCUGUCCCUGACUGACAUCAACUUAACCCUUUAACUCCAGUAUUAAUGUUAUUUGAUUUAUUGUGAUUUUUUAAUUGUUAACAUGAUCAACGUAAUUCCAGUAGAUUUUGAAGGAGGAAAGGGGCGCGA
Molecule: messenger RNA, 4398 nt
Organism: Oryzias melastigma (Indian medaka)
Lineage: Eukaryota; Metazoa; Chordata; Actinopteri; Beloniformes; Adrianichthyidae
Product: adhesion G-protein coupled receptor D1
Exons: 22
Coding region: 1576-4008 (810 amino acids)
Biological process (GO): adenylate cyclase-activating G protein-coupled receptor signaling pathway; cell surface receptor signaling pathway
Cellular component (GO): membrane
Molecular function (GO): G protein-coupled receptor activity
Source: RefSeq, a predicted model, not a curated record